ACAUAAAAGAAAUGGCUGUCACUUUCUCUCUCCUGCCCCGUUCCCAACUUUCACACUUCUAGCCUGCCCGGCCGGCCCGUUGUUGAAAAACUCUCUUUCACAUGCACUCUUCUCCACCACCUACACCCCCUUUGGACUCCCUUUCACAAUUGGCUUUCUCUUUCUUUUUUUACUCAUUUAUCCUUUUGUUGUGAUUCCAAACACUGAUAUUGUUCUUUUAGUUCAGUUGAUUGUGAAUUUUUGAUCAUGAUCAUGAUCAUGAUCAUGCUUUCCGAAGUCUUCAAUUAUUGGAAGUGAGGUUGCUUGAAGUGGCUUUUUUUUUAUUUUUUUUUUUUAUCCCAAAGUCUGAAACUUGUGGGGGCUUUUGAGCAUGAAAAGUUAUUUUUAAGAGGUUGUGGAAGAUGGGGUUUAGGAAUAAUGCAAUUCAGGCAGGGAGUUUGGAUGUGGGAAAGUCAAAGAUAAGGAUGCAAAAGGAUGGUGCUGAAAAGGAAAUUGGGUGCUGUGUUAAAUUCUGUUUCAUUGGGAGCUGUAUACCUUCAAGAUCAAAGGUUGAUAACUCCAUAAGUGGUACUAGUGCUCACAGUGUGGACAAAGCAUCUUCAUAUGAGAAAAGCAAGAAGAAAACAAAUGUUCCUCCGGGGUCCUCUACAACAACCAGUAAUGCAGAAAGUGUCCCUUCUACUCCAAAAUUCAGCGAGGAGUUGAAGGUUUCUUCUCGUUUGAGAAAAUUUACAUUCAAUGAGCUUAAGUUGGCUACUAGGAAUUUCAGACCAGAGAGUCUUCUUGGUGAGGGAGGGUUUGGUUGUGUUUUCAAGGGUUGGAUUGAGGAAAAUGGAACUGCACCUGUGAAACCUGGUACUGGCCUUACUGUUGCAGUCAAGACCCUCAACCAUGAUGGACUUCAGGGUCACAAAGAGUGGCUUGCCGAGUUAGACAUUCUUGGUGACCUUGUUCAUACAAAUCUGGUUAAAUUGAUUGGUUACUGUAUUGAAGAUGACCAAAGAUUAUUGGUUUAUGAAUGUAUGCCACGUGGAAGUUUGGAGAACCACCUCUUCAGAAAAGGGUCGUUGCCUCUUCCUUGGUCUAUCAGAAUGAAAAUUGCACUUGGUGCUGCAAAAGGUCUAUCUUUUCUCCAUGAAGAAGCUCAGAGGCCUGUAAUCUAUCGUGAUUUUAAGACAUCUAAUAUUCUGUUAGAUGCGGAAUACAACGCAAAGCUCUCUGAUUUUGGACUCGCCAAAGAUGGUCCUGAAGGGGAAAAGACACACAUAUCAACAAGAGUCAUGGGAACUUAUGGUUAUGCAGCUCCUGAGUAUGUGAUGACCGGACAUUUGACAUCAAAAAGUGAUGUCUAUAGUUUUGGAGUAGUGCUACUUGAAAUGCUCACUGGCCGGCGAUCUAUCGAUAAGAAUAGACCAAAUGGGGAACACAAUCUUGUGGAAUGGGCAAGGCCUGUACUCGGGGACCGGAGGAUGUUACUACGGAUAAUUGAUCCUCGCCUCGAAGGUCACUUCUCUGUUAAAGGAUCACAGAAGGCUGCCCAAGUGGCUGCUCAAUGCCUCAGCCGUGACCCGAAAUCCAGACCUAUGAUGAGUGAAGUUGUUCAAGCUUUGAAGCCUUUGCAAAACCUCAAGGAUAUGGCUAUCUCAUCAUAUCACUUCCAGGUUGCACGAGUAGAUCGAACCAUGUCCAUGCCAAAAAAUGGUAUUCAAACACAGUUAACAUCUUUAUCAAGGAAGGGUCAACCUGUAAGGAUCUUGUCUAGUCCAAAAGGUCCUCAUGGUUCUCCAUAUCAUCACAGUAUCAAGUCACCAAAACCUAAAGGAUAAGAAUCAUGGUUCUCUCUUUGAUUUGCUUCUCUAUUCAUUCAGUUCCCUCAACUUAGGAUAUCACCUUAACAGAAACUGUUUGUGUUUUGAAAAAUUCUCUUAAACUUGAAGAAUCAAUAGAGUUUCCUGUCCUUAUCUCAAAUUAGGUGGGAGGGACCAUGAGACAGGUUAUUGGAUUACAAAGUUUAGUGGGGAUCGAGUUGACUCAAGUUUAAGGAAAAACUAGAAUAUACAGCUUUCACAUUUGUUACUGUGAAGUUGAUAUACUUUUUCUACCAUUUCACAGGCUUUCUUCUUCCUUUCAGAAUGUAAUUUUGUAAAGAAAACGGGUGCUGCUGUUAACUCAUGUAAUUCAUAGAUAUUUUUACAUACUCAUUCGUCAAUAUACUUUUCAGUCAGUACUUAUCAAUGUAAUUAAUGUUGUACGAGAAACAUGCUAGAGUUUGGAAUUUGAACGACUUAAAAAGUUCUGGACA
Cajanus cajan (pigeon pea) is the source of this 2302-nucleotide messenger RNA. Its product is annotated as serine/threonine-protein kinase PBL34. Lineage: Eukaryota; Viridiplantae; Streptophyta; Magnoliopsida; Fabales; Fabaceae. The record is from RefSeq and is a predicted model, not a curated record. Gene Ontology annotation, molecular function: protein kinase activity; ATP binding. Gene Ontology annotation, biological process: protein phosphorylation.